Cryphonectria parasitica EP155 is the source of this 729-nucleotide messenger RNA. RefSeq lists its product as uncharacterized. The record is from RefSeq and is a predicted model, not a curated record. The transcript has 2 exons. Bases 1 to 729 code for a protein of 242 amino acids. NCBI's taxonomy places the organism in Eukaryota, Fungi, Ascomycota, Sordariomycetes, Diaporthales, Cryphonectriaceae.
AUGACACUGAAAUCCAACUUCAGAGUUCCAAAGUCUGCAGACGAACACGUCACCAUUUCGAUUGUCGACACACCAUGCGCCGCCGAGGGGUUAUCACUCACGACUUGGAGCUCAGCCGGCAUUCUGUCAAAUCUGCUCUAUAAGCUGGACAUUGAUAAGUUCCAACUCGGACAAGAGGACAUUGGUUACGCUAUCCUCGAGCUCGGCGCCGGCACUGGUCUGAGUGGUCUAUCUGCUGCGACAAUAUGGGGCAUGAGAGCGCUGCUGACAGAUUUGCCAACCAUCGUCCCUGGCGUGCAGGCCAACGUGGACCUCAAUAUCGAUACCCUUCGGGACCAUGGCGGAUCAGCGGCCUGCGGGACGCUUGAUUGGACGCAAACUGAUGUGAUACAUCUUCAUUCUGCCACCCAAGAGGACGCGGGUCAUUUCACAGUAGACGACGUCAAUGGGUUUCCUAUAAUACUUGCCGCCGAUACCAUGUACACUGAAGAGCAUCCAAAAUUGUUGAGUCAAACUAUUCUCAGGUGUUUGCGGCGCUCUCCACAGUCUAAAGCGAUCGUGGUGUACGCUAUGAGAGUCGCAUACAUUGAUUACAUGAGAGAGUUUUGGGAACUUAUGGAGGCCGGGGGGUUGAUGGCGGAACAGGAAGGCAGGGAAGAGAUUGACUUGCGAGAAUGGGAUGAUGAGAAACUACAUGAGUGGAGUGUGUGGAAAUGGAAGGACCUCUGA